AUGGCCAAAUCAAAGAACCACACGAAUCAUAACCAGAACAGGAAAGCUCACCGUAACGGUAUCAAGAAGCCGAAGAAGCAAAGAUUCAUGUCGAUGAAGGGUGUUGACCCUAAAUUCCUCAAGAAUUUACGUUUCGCUAAGAAGCACAACAAACGACAUGUUAAGAUGGAAUCUACUGCCUAA
This is a messenger RNA of Ostertagia ostertagi, 183 nucleotides long. Lineage: Eukaryota; Metazoa; Nematoda; Chromadorea; Rhabditida; Trichostrongylidae. The record is from the annotation of a GenBank genome assembly.